Phoenix dactylifera (date palm) is the source of this 3962-nucleotide messenger RNA. The record is from RefSeq and is a predicted model, not a curated record. NCBI's taxonomy places the organism in Eukaryota, Viridiplantae, Streptophyta, Magnoliopsida, Arecales, Arecaceae.
AAGCAAGUUUAUCCCCUAGGUGAAAUCUCUCUCUCUCUCUCUUCUGAAGGAGAUGCUGUUGUCCACUGAUUGAUAUGGAGGCACUGCUAUCGGUUGGAGGAUCCAUCGCUUCCGCCGUGCUGGACAACUUGGUCAGCCAGGUAACCUCCGAUGCCAUCCAGCAGUUCGAGCGGCACUCGGGGCUUCAGGAUGACCUCAGGAAGCUACGGACUAUCAUGCUACGGACACGCUUCAUCCUUAAGAGCGCCGAGAAGAGGCGCACCAAAGACGACGACCUUGCCCAAAUCCUCCAAGAACUCAAAGACACCGCCUAUGAUGCCGAAGACUUGCUGGACGAAUUCGAAUACCAAGUUCUGCGGCAAAAUGCUAAAAGCCAAGAGAAUCAGAGAGGUAGCUUCUUAUCUUCUUCUUUUACACUUGCUAGAAAUGUGUUCAAUCGUGACGGUGAUGCUGUGGCUAAAGUGCGGGAGGUUAUGGGGAGGUUAGAUAGCAUUGCUAAUGAUAUGGAAAAAGUCUUCAGACUCCUGGAUUUAGAUGAUGAAGGGAAAAAAUAUCAGAGAUCGGCGAGACGAGAGACGAGCUCAUUCUUAACUGAACCUGAAGUAUUUGGGCGAGAGAAAGAAAAAGAACAGGUGAUAAAACUGUUGUUAAAUUCGGAAGAUGCAACUGAACCCGGUGAUGAUCUUAUCCGUGUUUGUUCAAAGAGACAAAAGAAAGAUAGUAUUUCUGUUUUGCCAGUGGCCGGUAUCGGAGGGAUCGGAAAAACUACUCUUACUCAGCUCAUUUACAAUGAUCCGAAGGUGAAUGGUUAUUUUGAUUUAAAGAUUUGGGUUUGCGUGUCUGAUAAUUUUGAUGUGAAAAGGCUAACUAAAGAGAUAAUAGGGGAGAGACUCUGUGAUCACCUAAAUUUGAAUCGUCUCCAAGAGAUCCUUAAGGAGAAGAUAAUGUCAAAGAGAUUCCUGCUCGUCCUUGAUGACAUCUGGAAUGAUGACUGCAAUGAAUGGCAUCGUCUCUGUGCGCCAUUAAGGUCCGGGCUACAGGGAAGUAAGAUCUUGAUAACAACUAGAUCUCAAAAGGUAGCAAAGAUGAUGGGCACAAUGGAGGCAGUCUUCUUAAAGGGUUUAGCAAAUGAUGCCUAUUGGGAAUUUUUCAGAAGGCAAGCAUUUGGUUCUCAGAACCCCAAAGAACAUCCUGAGUUGGAAGCGAUUGGUAGGAAGAUUGCUGAAGGGCUGAGGGGAUCUCCACUAGCAGCAAAGACGCUAGGAGGCCUAUUGAACUUAGACUUGGAUGAGAGGCGCUGGAGAACCAUCAUGGACAGUAAAAUAUGGCAACUAAAACAAGGUGAAGAUGACAUUAUGCCGGUCCUACAGUUUAGCUAUCAAUACCUGCCUGGAUAUCUGAAGCAGUGUGUUGCAUAUUGUUCUGUAUUUUCUAAAGAUUAUGCUUACACAAAAGACCAGCUAGUCCAAGUCUGGAUGGCACAAGGCUUCAUUGUACCUCAAGGAAAUGUGCGGAUUGAAGAGGUAGGGAGUGAGUACUUCCAUGAUUUACUUGGCAGAUCUUUCUUUCAGCAUUCAAGGAAGGAUGUAUAUGUGAUGCAUGAUUUGAUACACGAUCUAGUACAAUCUGUCUCAGUCGAUGUACAUGUAAGAAUAGAAGAUGGAAAGUGGCCGGAAAUCCCCAGUAGGCUUCGACACCUAUCAAUAUCUACUAAGAAUCUAGAGCCGAGUAAGCUAAUGGACUUUGGCAAGUAUAAGAAUCUACGCACCCUUGUCUUCGACAAUGUGUAUGAUACAAACUUUUGUUUUGUGCUUGAUUGCUUGUUCACAGUGUCAACAAAGAUCCGUGUGUUGAAAUUAUGGAGUUAUAGGAUAAAAGAGUUGCCUGAAAAUAUUGGCAACCUAAAACAUCUUCGAUACCUUGAUAUCUCUUCCACCAAUAUUCGAAGGUUGCCUGAAUCACUGUGUAACCUUUACAAUCUUCAGGUGUUAAAUAUAUCUGGCUGCCCAAUUGAGAAUUUUCCUACAUGCGUGACCAACUUAGUUAAAUUGAGGGAGCUUAAAGCAGAUGAGGACACAAUUUGCAAGUUGGCUGAUAUCGGCAAGUUAACGUCUCUCCAAGAGUUGCGGGUAUUCAAAGUUGUAAAGCAGAGAGGGCACAAGAUUGAAGAGUUAAAGGACAUGAUACAGCUUCAUGGAAGAAUUUGCAUUAAAAAUCUUGAGAGCAUCGAAAGCAAGGAAGAGGCCAGUCAGGCUAAGCUGAAUAAUAAACAGUGCCUUGACGAAUUGGCCUUGGUAUGGAACAUUGAUAGAGGCAUCAGCUCAGGGAACGAUGAUGAGGUACUUGAAGGCCUCAAACCACAUUCCAAUCUCCGAAGGCUGGAAAUCAGAAACUAUGGUGGUGUCCGAUUUCCAAGUUGGCUGGAGCCACAAUCGCUCAAAAAUUUGAAAGCUAUUUGCCUAGAAAAUAUGCAAAGCUGCGCGCAACUUCCAUCUCUUGUUCAACUCCCACUCCUCGAGAUUCUGCGCAUCACAAACUGCCCCACGCUAAGGGGUUUAGCCUGCCUCCCUCCCUCGCUCAGAGAAUUGUCCCUAGAGAAUGUGGGAAUAGAUAUGCUCCCAGAAUCAUGGGACGGAGACCAUGGUUUUACUGAUGAGAGCAGUAUGACACAGCACAGCAGAAGCAGCAGCAGGACCUCUUCAAUUUCUCACAUGCGCAUCUGCCGGUGUCCGAACCUGGUAAAUCUGGAACAAUGGCUGUUGUCACACCACCUGCCGGCUAUCAGGUUCUUGAGGAUUAUUGACUGCCAAAAGGUUGUGCGGUUGCCAAUGGAGAGGUUUAAAGACUUUCUCUCCCUCGAGUAUUUGACAAUCAUGGACUGUCCCUUGCUCCCAUCCCCAGUGCAGCUGAUCCUUCCCUCUUCUCUCCAAGAGCUUACAUUGGAUUCAUGUGGUCAUCUGGAUGAGUCACUACCCGGCUGCCUGCACAGCCUCACCUCUCUCACCUGGUUGAAGUUAAACCGCUGCCCACACGUAACAUCUCUUCCAGGAGAAGUGCUCGGUCACAUGAUUGCUCUCAGAGUUUUGAUUAUUCGGGACUGCGGAGAACUGAGGUCCCUAGGGAACUUACGAGCUCUCAGAUCUCUUGAAACUUUGCAUAUUGGAAGAUGUCCUCGGCUCACGGUAUUAGCAAAUGAGGAAGAGCAGGGCGAGGGUUCGGCACGUCUUCUCUUCCUGCACACCGACGACACUGCCCUGGUCAAAGUGCUGUUCUCCACAAUCACCCCGCCCUCACUUGAAGCACUCGAAAUCAUUGACUCAACUGAACUCAUUUUGUUCGCUGGAGAGGAGCAAUUAUGGUUGCAAGGACUCAAAUCUCUCAGAUGGCUACGCCUUGUAAAUUGCAACAAUCUUCAGUCCCUGCCAACUGAGUUGCAAAGCCUUUCCACCCUCCGACUUUUGGAGAUAACAAAUUGCCCUGAGAUCCGCUCGCUACCAGAAAAGGGCCUGCCUUCAUCCCUAGAAAAGUUACAUUUCGAUAAUUGUCAUCCGGUGUUGACAGCGCAAUUGCAAAGUCAUAGGGAAAUGAUGAAAAAGUCGCAUAACGUGAUUUCGUAGCCUACCGAGACAGGGUCUCCGUCCAUUGCUGACACAGAAGUUCUACGGUAUUCAACUCUCUCUCGCAUGGUGCUGCCGAACCAACUCUCCACGUUGCGCCGAUUCUCUUGUAACAUGUGCCUGGAAUAUAUUUUUGUGCAAACAGAUGGCCGUUGCUCUUUUGUACUUAGCCUGCGGUAGCAAAUGGGUUGCUUCUUAAAACGAGAAAAAUGGAUUGUUUGUAUUUAUGAUGAACUUCAGUGCUUGUAAAUUAAUGCAGACUGAUGAUUUAUAGCAGAAGGGAGCAAGAAUGUACCAUCUCUGCAAGUACGCAUUGUUAUGCAUGAAAAGCAGUGUCUUUUCUGA